AAGCGGAGAAGCCGGAGAAGCGGGCGGGAGGAGUGGCUGUUGGCGGUGUCGCGGGGGGCGGAGGAGGAGGAGGAGGAGCGCGGAGUGUGUGGUGCAUGGCUCGGCGGGAAGGGAGAGGCGUGCUUGAUUGCGUAGUGUGUCUUAAUGGCGGAGGCUUCGGCGGCGGGCGGCACGGAGAAGGCGCCGAGGCCGCCUCAGCGGGCGGAGAGCAGCAGCAGCAGCAGCAGCAGCGACCUCCCGGCAGGAGCCGAAGCGGAGGCCUUCUCACAAAAUGGCGCCCGCCCUGAGAGGAGACGGAGUGGCGACGAGGAGGAAGCGGCGCUGCUGCUGCUUGGCGGGGGCCUCUCCAAGGCCGCCGCCGAAGACCUGCCUCUGAAGAGAAACUUUCAGAUCCCCAGGAAGAGUCGAGAAAAGAAAGCACUUUUUCAACCUCUAACAAAGGAAUCUCGUGAAUUUGAAGAUGUCGUGAACAUUUUGCAUUCAUCAUAUUUGGAAGUCCAUUCAAAGGACAAUUUCAUCUACAAACAAGCUAGUUUGAUUCAUAAUGAACUUUUUGAAAAGGAAUUCAUAGAGAAACGAAGAGAGUUGAAAAGAGAUGGCCGAUUGGAAAAAGAACUGGUUGAAACGUAUGCAUUUCUGAAGGUCGACCGUGAAUUGGUGCAAAACAUAUGUGAAAACGGAUUGCAGGCAGGCCAUUCCAAGAUAACAGUUCUUGGUAGCCCUUCUCGAGGUGUGUAUCUUUCCAGAUAUGCCGAUUUAUUGCAAGCUAAUCCUUUGGAUGCUAAAGCAACUGGUGAUAUUAUUAUAUUUAAAGUAAUAAUGGGGAGAACAAAAACUAUAUAUGAUAACUUGGGAGGAAAUCAAAUGGAUUCAAAUGUUAAAAGUGCAUUGGACCCUACACCAAAAUACGAGUGCCAUAUUUCAAAGAAUGCAAAUAGAAUUACUUCGGUCUUAACUUAUAGAGCAUUUGAACGCACACAGUAUUACUUUUAUGAAUAUGGCUUUGAUGAGAUCAGACAAAGACCAAGGCAUGUUUGUCCAUAUGCGGUUGUAUCGUUUUCCUGCAAAGGUGAAAAGGCACAGAAGUAUUUGUCCCAAGCAAGAUCAAAAAUUUCUAAUGUGGACAAGAGUACUGAUAAAACAAGUUAUACCUUGUGGAAUGGGCAGCUUUUAAACAGAGGGACACUUGUUUGCCAUGCUGCUCUGAAAUCAGAAACACGGCCAUUGCUUCCAUGCAAACUUCCUGAAAAACUUGAUGUUGAUAUGGUUAUGAGCAUUGAAAACCUGAAACAACGUUUCUCAACACGUGCCCUGCAGAAAGAAGCGUAUUCAGGACAAAGGGAAGAGUUCAGGAGUGGAAUGUAUUGCAGUCUUUAUGAAAUUGUGGAAAAGGCUAGAUCAGGAAGUAAUUUGGAAGGAUUACUACACAAGCUGGAGACAGACAAACUAGUUAUUGUAAAACCACUUGUAGAUGGAGGAUAUUUAUUGCUGCUUUCUCCACAUCAGAUGGCUUCCCCAUAUGAGAACCGAACAGGAAAUCCUCGUACCUUGCAAGCAUUGUUUCUGUUUCGGAAUCCUAGAUGUGUUGUGACUUCAGCACACAAAAAUGAAAUGAAAAAUGAAAAUACAUCAAUAUUGCAGGAAACACAUGUGGUUAUGCCAGAAUUUACAAGAUUUAUUCAAUCUCUGCAUUAUGCUUAUGUUCAAUCCCGUAAAGAUCCUAGGUCUGACUUAAAUACUGCGGUGGAAAAAUACAUAAAUGAUUAUCUGAAACGCUAUAGUAAAUAUAAAGAAUUCAUUUUAUUUGACUAUAAGGAUACCUUGGAUGAAAAAAAGCAUCUAUAUCCAGCCCCCAAAAAUAAAUCCAAUAUUGACAGUUCUUUGCGUGCCUAUAUUUUUGGAUCUGCCACCUAUCAGAUCCCUGUUUCUAAAGCCAAAAAACUAAUGGAUGGUUAUCAAAAACCUCAGCAGUUCAGUCCUGUUUCAGAUUGUGAAGCAGCAGAAGAAGAGUCUGACUACACAAAGAGAAAAGCCAAGAAACGAAACAAUUCUAAAAGUGAAGAAAUAGCCGCCAAGAGAAAGCCUAAUCAUUCUGGGGAUUAUGAUCAAGAAAGUAUAAAAGAACUAAUUAAUUUAAUUCAGAGAAAGAAGAAAAAUAUAGAUAACGAUUCUGAUACAGAAGAUAGAAUUGAAAACCAACUGAAACGAAAGCUGCAAGGUGACAGCACACCAGAAACACUUCAUUCAAUGAUAGCUGAUCUUGGUGGACAUGAUACUGAUCUGAGGCAGCAAAAUGUUUCUGAGUCUCCAGCUCCUGACUCAUCUUUAUUGAUGCUCCUUUCAAAGAUUUUAAGUAAUCCAGAUUUGCCAGGUUUGAUUAAACAAUCUUCACCAGAAAAUUAUUCAGUCCAAGCUGUUGAAAACAACCCAAUUCCUGUACAGAUUAAAGAAGAACCUCUGUUUCCUGAUACUGCACAUGUUGAAAAUACUCAUUUGAAGGAUCCCCAAAGUCCGGUCAAGCAGGAAACAGAUGCGCCAUGUUUGCCUUACUCUGUUGAUGUCUCUAGUUGUGAGGCAGACACAACUAAUCAUAUGCGACAUUUAAAAGACGUAAGCACCGGAAGUGUAAGUAGCUUUGAUGGUUGCAGCAGCCCAUGUUCUAGUACACCUCUUGAACAGAGCUAUCAUAGGCAGAAUUCCAGCUCAAAUAGUAUUUCUACAAUUGGCAUAAAUUGGAAACUGAUCCCCAUUACAGGAGGGGCAGGAAGAGUUCCUGAGGAACAACUGAGAAUGCAUGGCGAUAACCAAACAGGCUUGAAAUCUCGAGAUGAAUUGUUGGCUUAUUCACCACCAAAGGAUGCAUCUGAAAAUGAUCCACGUGUAAUUAUUAGGCGAAGAAAUUCUGAUUAUCCAUCUACAUGCUCUGCAUUUUCAGACUCACAGGAGAGAAGAUUAGAAGAUGAAGUAAAUACAGAGCAAGAGACAAAAUUUGAAGAACAGUUUGAAACUGAGACAAAUGACUGUGUGUCGAAUUCCAUAAGUGGACUAAUAGAAACAGCAAUAUUAGAAGAAUACACUCUAUUUACCAGUAAAAUUCAGGAGAUGUUGAAGAAGAAGAAUAUUAUUUAUGCCAGUAGAAUAUCCAGACCUGUUAUUUCAGCCAAGGAAAGAGUUAUGAGACUUUCUGAAUAUAUAUGUUUACAGGCAUCGGAUAUUGCUGUCCAAGAAUAUGUAGAAAGACUGAGUGAAAAUCUCAACAAUGUUAUUUUGUCAGCUUCAUGUGGCAUCCAGAGUGUUCCCCUUACUGGCAAUUCUGAACUGGUAAAUGACUCAGAUGAUACUGAAUUGAAUCUGCCAUCAGAAGAGAUUGAGCCUCUUUCAGGUGACCUUGAUGUGGCGCAAUUUCCAGAGCCACCAUGCAACAAAGUGGAAAGAGAUUCAUUCAUUGAUGAACAGGAUCACUUAGCAACCUUGGACACAGGAAAAGAACACAGCCCACUGAGUGCCAACAUAGAAAUGAAGUUGGCAGCAGAAGCAAAUGUCUGUAGUGCUGACCCUGCGCAGCAGACAGAUAAGAUGUCAAAGGUGGCAGAUAAUUCAAAGGUUACACCCAAGACGGCUGUGGUUGGCCUUAUAAGCCAGCUAAAACCUGAAGUAUUUGACAGCAUUGUCAAAAUAAUGCAAGAUGUACAAAAAAACACUGUGAAAUUUUACAUCCAUGAAGAGCACGAGAGCACACUUUGUAAAGAAAUAAAGGAAUAUCUUACUAAAUUAGGUAAUACAGAGUGCCAUCCUGAGCAGUUCUUAAGAAGAAGAGCUGAUUUGGAUAAAUUGCUUAUUAUUAUUCAAAAUGAAGAUAUUGCCAAUCUAAUUCAUAAGAUACCAUGUUUAGUAACUUUGAAGAGGCUUCCAUGUGUCAGCUUUGCUGGUGUUGACAGUCUGGAUGAUGUAAAAAAUCACACUUACAAUGAAUUAUUUGUUUCUGGUGGCUUCAUUGUCUCUGAUGAAUCGGUUCUCAAUCCAGAAUCUGUGACAGUUGAUAAACUUAGCAGUUUUCUGAAAUUCCUUGAAGAGCUUAGCACACCUGAUGGAAAGUGGCAGUGGAAAGUUCACUGCAAAAUACAGAAAAAAUUGAAGGAACUUGGAAGAACAAAUGCCAGUGCCACUAAUUUGCUGACGCUUCUGAAUACGUAUCAAAAGAAGCAUAUGGUUGAGAUCCUGUCGUACCAUAGCUGUGAUUCUCAAACUCGGAAUCCUCCAGAAUUAGACUGCCUUAUAAAACUUCAAGCUCAGAAUAUACAGCAGAGGCACAUUGUCUUCUUGACAGAAAAGAAUGUGUUAACAACCUCUUGUGCUGAAAACGGAAUAGUGGUCGCUUCGGUGGAUUUCUUCAUGCAGAACUUUAGAAGUCUUGUUGGCUACCAUAACCUGAUCACUGAGGAAAACUGCCUUCCUCUCCCAGUUGAUCCUCAGAGACAGUCAGCUCCCAUAGAAAACGAAAAGGAUGAGGAGGACAUGUCUUUGGAUUCAGGGGAUGAAACAUCACAAAUAGAAGUUUGCAAUGAUGCCUCAAAGUAUGACUCUCACGUGAAAGCUUUUGAGACAGAGGCCAAAGGACUCCAUGGAGCAGACUGUGAUCAAAAUUCUCAAGCUGAUGCACUGUUGCCUGCUGAAGGACGACACUGCCUUCUGACUGAAAAAACAUCUAAAAUUGAUAUGCAGGAUAUACAACCUGUUACACCUGUCUCUACAACACGUCCUGUUGAAGGAGAGAGAACUAAUUCAAUAGAACAAGUUCCUCUCAAUAACUUUCAGAUUUACAAUAGACAGCUAAGCGUGCCCCAUCAGUUCAGUCACUUUAAUGUUCUCACUCAUCAGACAUUUCUGGGACCAGCAUACCCCAUGUCUACAAAUCAAAACCAAGAAGGUGGGAACUAUUUCCUGUCUGCCUACAGUCAGAACCUAAACAUGGGCCAGUCUCCAUCUCCCAAUAGCUGGGAUAUCAGACCGUUUUCCAAACAGAAUUAAGUAAAGCUAAAAUGGUUUUUAAAAAUAACUCGUUGUGGACUUUUUUGUUCAAAAAAGUGGAUUAGCAGUUUCUAUUAUCCGAUCUGUCAAACAUUUCCUGUCUAUCUCAAAAUGUUUUCUUGUUUAACUUAAAUCAUGAAUGGUCUGUAUCAGGUGAAGCACCUGAAGUUUGAAAUAAAUAUAUAUAUUUUUAAACAUUUAAUGUACUUGAAUGAACUUGUUUGUUGGCACUUUUAAGUUUUUACAUUUUGUAGUUCAUUUGUAAUUGAGACUUCCAGCUUGAAGUCUGUCUUACUGUAAAGUGAAUGUUUGCUUGAAGCAUAUGUGAAAGAAGAUGGCUUCAUUUUUAAAGAAAAGUGUAACAGGAUAUUGAAACCACUUUUUCUUUAUCAAAGCUAUUACGUCUGUAUGUUAAAGUUUUGUACAAAAUCUUUAUAUAUAGUUAUAAAGGCAAUUAUAGUUACUUUAACAAGUAUUUUGGAUUUUUGGCUACAUACCUCAGUUACAACAACCAAUGGUUAGUUUUGAUUUUGAAAAUAAAAAAAGUCAUCCAGAUGGGA
Messenger RNA from Anolis sagrei ordinatus, 5588 nucleotides. It is a transcript of the gene TASOR, whose product is annotated as transcription activation suppressor. Gene Ontology annotation, molecular function: chromatin binding. The record is from RefSeq and is a predicted model, not a curated record. Gene Ontology annotation, biological process: protein localization to heterochromatin; negative regulation of gene expression, epigenetic. Gene Ontology annotation, cellular component: heterochromatin; nucleoplasm. Lineage: Eukaryota; Metazoa; Chordata; Lepidosauria; Squamata; Anolidae.